UUUAUUCCUGGAUUUGUUCUGAGGUGAGUAACGUCGAAAGAAAUACUGCUAGUUUUGGAACAAAAACGAUUGCGCAAUUAUUUAUUUUAAUCAUAAUCCAUCAAAGCUAUUUUAAGAUUAAGGUGUGUAUGAACACACGAAGAAAACAAGUGAAUCUAUCUUAAAUGUAUUUUUCGUUUUGUUUGCUCUUUUUUUCCAUUCAGGUAUUUUGUCUGAAGAGUGGCUGUCGAGGACUUUGAACAUUUAUUCAAAAAAAACAAACAUUUUUUUUCUUCAAGUAAUGGACAUUUGAUUACUAUUUUUGCCUCCAGUUUGUUCCAGAAGGAAAAGCUAGUUUUUAGCUGCCACAACCCCGCCCAUAAACCAGUUUGUUCCAGCCAUAGAUUGUUAACGUUAUAAAAACAUGACGGUUAACGAUAUAAAACUGAUGUAACAAGAGAUCUGUUGCUGUAAAGCACAAUAUACAGUAGAAAUAUAGCUACCCGAGACGCUGAAGUAUUUAUAGUAAGUGUUUAUUUUCAAAGCAAUCUGAACCUAAAUUCACGAAAUUACUCAUUGUUUAGUCGUAGAUUUAGGAUAAUGUCAAAUAUGCUAGUUUGUCUCCGUACGUGGUCAGCUAGCUUUUUGCAAUUCAAAUGCAGCGAACGCUAACGAUAGUUUAUGAGCUCACACAGGAAAGUGCAGAGUGGAAACGCUCAGUUUCUUUGUGUGUGAGACUGAUACAAAUAAACUAACAUGUUUUAAGUUAAUCAUAAGCAAUCUACUCAUAAAGAUUGCCGUAGGAAAUAUUUUUUGCUUAUGAAUCUGGAUGUUUUUUUGUCUACUAAAUAGGGGAGAGAUCCUUGGAAUUGACACCAACCGCAAUCUAUACAUAAAGAUUGCUUAGAUUGAAGAUUACGGACUAUACAGGAAAAAUCAUCCAUUUGGUAGUUUGCGAUACUUGACGGUGUAUCGUCGAUAUAGUUAGAGCAGGAAAUACAUUCCCCAGGUGUACGCUAUGUAUACGGCAAUCUGAGGAUAAAGAUUGCCUUAUUGAAAUGCGCAAGGGAGGGAAACGUCCAUUCGAAAUGUUACAAAAGGCAGACAGACCGGUGUUGUCGGAAUUACAUCAAAAUGGCGGGCUUGUUGUCGUUUUGUCCUUCCAGAACAUGCAGCAAUAAUGGCUACUGUUUUUAUAUGGAGCGACAGUCAUGUGUUGGCUUCCCAGAAUAGCGGAACGACUUUCUUCUCGCGGUUUCCUUAUCGCAUGUGUAGCCGUUACAGUUAGAUACCUUCUCGUUGUUUUUUGUUAAUUGUAAAUGAUUAUCCGGCCGUGCAAAUGUGAUAGUAUGCUAGCUGUUUUGUGGCCGGGUUAGCUGGCAUACAUUGUUCUUUAUGUUCUCGAGGCUGGUGCAGCCACGAAGCAGUUAACAAAAGAGGGCAGGGCCUAGAUAUAUUUUCGGUGUAUCACGGGUUAGUUUUUCCCUUUUUAACGGCGAACUGCCCUAGUCUGAACUCGGUCAUUGAGUGGGAUCUUUAUUCCAGUGGUAUGGUAGGGCGUGCAUUGCAAUGACAUGCCAUUUGUCAUAAAGGACUCCCGGUUGCGUGAUAUUUCAUUAUUUAACCAUCAUUAACAUGGUGCGUUUGUAAGGCAUAUACAGUUUCAGUAAUUUGAUUAUCUACAUGCUUUCCCUCAAUUAUUUUCUAUUUGUGACUAGUAAUUUAUUUUUGGAAUAUCUGCUUGGUGUAGGCUACAAACAGCAGUAACAUUAGCCCCAUAGGACAAAAGUGUUUUUUAUUUUAUAUAAUGAUUGUUGACCAAGGUUAAAACUAAUAUUAUAUGUCAACCAAAAAUUGCUUGCUAUUGGCAGGGUUUUGAGCAAGUGUGACAAGUAUUUGUUACAUUGUAGCUAAAUGAUAACAUGUGAUACCCUUUUCAACUGCAUUGCUAUAUAUUUGAGUAAAUACAGCAAAGCAAUUGUGUGUGUGUAUGAAUAUUAAUUUACUUGACUUUCCCCCCCAUUGAAUUAUUCUUUACUAGGCUGUCUUAUCAAUAACUUCAUUCUAUUGACUGUGUGUAACAGUUGUGACAUUUUCAGGAGUUGUGUGUUAUGUCCCGUGUUGUGGAGUUCUGAGACUAUAUAAAACUUCUACUACAACAGUUAAACGGAGAUGGCGGUGGGCCCAGUGGACCCCAGAGAGGUCCUAAAGGGAGUAGAGAACCUGCUGGGGAAAGAUGGAGAGCUCCGCAGCCUGGAGGGAGUCCCCAAAGUUUUCAGUCUCAUGAAGGGCUCUCACAAGAUGGUGAGCAGGUGUAUGUACCUGAAUAUCCUACUGCAGACCAAGUCCCAUGACAUUCUCAACAGAUUUAUCCGAGUGGGAGGCUACAAGCUGCUGAACGCAUGGCUGACCUACUCCAAAUCUAGCAACAACACCCCCCUGUUACAGCUCAUCCUGCUGACGCUGCAAAAACUGCCCCUCACUGUAGACCACCUGAAACAGAACAACACUGCCAAACUGGUCAAGCAGCUCAGCAAGACUGGGGAGACUGAGGAGCUGAGGAAGCUGUCUGCUGGGCUGGUGGAUGGCUGGAUGGCUACUAUCCGUUCCCAGAGUGUCUCCACCACCUCUCCUGCAGAUAAGAAGCGGAAGAAGGAGGAGGGGAAAGUGCCAGUCCGAGAGGUGAAGGCGGCUGAUGGAGGGAAGGCAGCGGAGGAGGAGAGGAAGAGGGAGAAGCCCAAAGCUCACGCUCCCAGCCAUGCUAAGAUCCGCUCCAUAGGCCUGGAGAUGGAUGCUCCCACCCCUGUCCCAGUCAAGAAGCCCCCCGUGGCCCUCCAGCUGGGAGACAAGUACAACAUCAAACCAGCCCAAGUCCUCAAGAGACCCAGUUUUGGUCCUCUGGACCCUCCCCCUGUGGAGAAGAAGUAUAAACCCCUCAACACCACUCCUAACCACACCAAGGAGAUCAAGGUGAAGAUCAUCCCGGCACAACGUAAGACCUCAACAGAAAUCGCCCUUGAGGGUACAGGCUUCCUGGAUGCCCUAAACUCCGCCCCUGUUUCUCUCAUCAAGAUCAAGAAGAAGAAAGGAAGGGAAGGGAGAGACCCCAAAGCUGUCUCUCCCACGUCAAACAAGCCGUGUCCAUUCGAGGGUAAACCUCACUAUCCGUCACCUCAGGGCGGCACCAAGCCCUCGUCCCCAGAGACACAGGUGGCCUCCACCACCCCUCCCCACGAGGUCCCAGUAGACCUGGAGCAACCCGGCACACCCGUGCCCGCCGACGACCCAGAGGCCAUGGACACGGGCAGCGAGAAGCCCAGCGCCCUGGCUGAACCCCGUGGCGAAGAGGAGGGUCAGCUGACCAAGAAGGGCAAGAAGAAGAAGAGCGUGCGCUGGGCCGAGGAGGAGCAGCUCACACAGUACUUCUACUUCGACCUGGACGAGACCGAGAGAGGUGAGAGAACAAAAACUAACGUCAACGUCAACAAGGUCAAGGACUUUGGCGAGGCGGCGAAGCGUGAGAUGAUGAUGGACCGCCACACGUUUGAGAUGGCAAGGCGCCUGUCCCACGACUCCAUGGAGGAGCGCGUCCCCUGGAGCCCACCGAGGCCCCUGGCCCUCACCGGCCCCCUGGUCAACGCUGGUGCCAAUAGCACAGAGAGACUCACACAGAGGGACCGCGAGACAGGCAUUCUGCAGGAGAUCUUCCUCACCAAGGAGAGUGUUCCUGACAGCCCCCAUGAACCAGAGCCUGAGGCCUACGAACCCAUGCCACCACGCCUCAUACCCCUGGACGAGGACUCGACCAUGAUGGAUGACAGCUACAUGGAGCCCAUGGACACGUUGUCCCAGCCUGGCUCUGGCGUGGGCCCCGGAGGGGUGGAGGGCUCCAAGCUGCCCCCCGUCCUCGCCAACCUCAUGGGCAACCUGGGGGCCAACAACCUUUUGAGUAACCUAGGCAACAUUGCCCAGGGCACGCCUGGUGCCCCCGCUAACCCCUCCGUUAACGUACAGGAGUUACUCACCUCCAUCAUGGGAGCUAGUGGUGGACAGUCUACUGAGGACCUGAUCAAGCAGCCAGAUUUCUCUCAAAAGAUCAAACAGCUGCUGGGCUCUCUACAGCAGACCCAGAACCAGGGCCCCCCCACCGGACCCCCGCCCGGAGUGAGCCAAGGCCUGUUGGGCCACGGUCCAGGCAUGAACAACAUGCCCAACAUGGGCAUGCCCAUGAAUGGAGUGGGGUACCCUCCUGCAGGCAAGCCCCUGGGCCCUGGAGGCCCCCACUACAACCAUCCUCCGCCCCCACACAACCAUGGACCCCCUGGCUUCAACGCCAACCCCCGCAUGAUGGGGCCCCCGCCACCCCAGGGCCACGGAGGAGACAACAGCAACUACUGGGGGGACGACUCGAUGAGGGGGGGGCCACACCGGGGCGGAGGGGGCCACUUCCACCGAGGGGGCCGAGGGAGAGGAGGGGAACAGGUGGGCUUCAGAGGGAGAGGACGAGGGGGGCCUAGAGGAGGACACAACAUGGGAGACAUGUCCAAGAGGCCAGUGUGUCGCCACUUCAUGAUGAAAGGAAACUGCCGUUACGAGAGCAACUGUGCUUUCUACCACCCUGGCGUCAACGGUCCUCCCCUGCCCCCCAACCACCCCGCCCACAACCAGUACAAUGACCACGGGCCCCAACACGGGCACUAGACCACCGACACACCUCGAACACUAAGACGUGACAAUACCCUGAUACUACCACUAGGUGGCAGAACUCUGAAUUCAUGAGCUGCUGAUUUAGUUUCACCACUGGAACAGAGAGACAGACAGACCACCAGGCUAGAAAGACAGUCGAAUGUGACUAUCAAUGUGAGAGACGGACAAGGCUGAGUCCUGCAGCCUUAACAGCUGCUCUGGUCUGGUAAUCUCAAUGUGAUUUUUCUGCAGGUCUGUUGAAGAAGCAGUUCCACUACUGUUCUCCUACUGUGUGACUGGGACUUUGAUAUGAAGGCUCACCAGUAGCAGAGGAAGAUACUGAAUAUACAGGGCAGAAUCAGACAUUUAUCUACUACUUCCUCUCUCUCCACACCAACCCAAUAUGUCCCUCCAAGAAAUUCUCGACUUCCUACGUCCAUUUUUGUUUGCCCUGCUCGCUCAAACUCCCUUGAUCAGGGACCGAGGACAUUGCUUGUACACCAGAAUACACAGACUCUCAUGCCCUGGCUUUGUAAAAGUAUAGGUACUGCUAUAGCUGUGAGAUGAUCAUUUAGUAUGUUUGUAUAAAUGUUUUACUGUGAUCAUUUUUAACACGGUUGCUUCAGGUUGAUGAAGAUGUACAGUAACCAAACACUAUGACCACUAUGACUUAUGGUUGCGUUCUGUCACUUUCCCAUAUAGCCUAUCAGCCAGCCCUGUCUAAUGCACUAGUCUCUACAUCUUUGUCUACUACUUCAAUCAGCACUGAGCUAAGAGGUCAGCCAUGAAGAUGGCAAAUCAAUAGAAACAUCUCCAGGACCUCCCCAGUAUUGAGUUGUACUUCUUGAAGCUAAAUGACACUUCCAUCAUUCUGCUCUGUAGUUGUGUAGCGUCACUCCUGCCCUGGCUGUGCCUAUUGGACCAUGUUCCCCUGACAGACAGGAUCUUUAGCUAACCGUCAGCUCCAGAAUGAGUCUAAGCCCCGCCCUCCCUCCUGAAUGACUGAAUGUAGCGCUGUGGUCCCCUGAGUUUUCAAACUGUAGUCAGAAAGACAUGGCCAAAUUACAAUGGUCAGUACACCAUUUUAAAACCUAUUUACGGCCAAGUGGCAUGCAAGAAAGACAUGCCACUUUUUCUACCGUAGGAUUUCAACAGAAAAGAAGACAAUGAAUGUGAAGUCGACCAAAUAAUUGUAAUAUUGUUUGAUGUUGUUUGCCAACUUCCCCAUAGGCAAGAGCGUUAUCAGUUUGGAAGCACUUUAAAGGAAAGUUGAGGGCCAAAUCCAAGUUGUUUUCACCAGGCAGCCUGGCUGACAGGACAGGACCCACCACGCUGCUUCUUCUACUACUAUCUAGCUCCUGCUCUAGAAAGGCCUGCCUCAAACCGUUCCCCUCAAGAUCAAAUGAAUGAAACAGUAUUAAGAGAAAGUUUAACUGAACCAUCCAUAGAUGAAUGCCUACGCACUGAACGAACAAACGUGUUGCGUUUUCUGAUAGUGAGUACUAGUGGUCUGCCUAUCACAGGAGAGGGAACAACAGGAAAAAGCGUUGCUUGGUUUGACUGAGCCUUUUACCUAGAAGAGUACAUUAUAGUGAAUGAAGUUCUGGUCUAAUGGAAGCCUCUGUGAUUUUUAUAUUUCAACAACUGUAUAACCUGUACCACCAGGAGUAUAUAUCUCUUCCAUGUGACAAAAAGGAUGGUUGGAUGCCAUGUGGCAGACACACAGUCCCCUUUUAUAUAAGUGCUUCUUCACACACAGGCCUGUAUUAGCUUGUAUGGGCUUCAGUGUUCGGUCAGUGUUAAAUGUCCAACAGGGUAAAACUAAGGAAUCAUUCUCUGGGUCAACUAAUUCAAAGUGUUUUCUGUGAAAACCGUGGCCUUCGUGUCUCUUGUGGGACUAUAAUUAUGUCAAAUUUUGUUUUGGGUUGGAUUUAUUGCAUUUUUAUUUUGAUAUGAUACUGAUGAGUUGGAUCUCUCCGAUUAGGUCCACAUUUUUGUUAAAUUCUUGUAUCCAUUUAUUUUGUACAUGUAUUAAUAAAUGUCCUUAAAUGAA
Salvelinus fontinalis (brook trout) is the source of this 6718-nucleotide messenger RNA. RefSeq names its product serine/threonine-protein phosphatase 1 regulatory subunit 10-like. Gene Ontology annotation, molecular function: metal ion binding. The record is from RefSeq and is a predicted model, not a curated record. The transcript has 16 exons. Bases 2152 to 4680 code for a protein of 842 amino acids. NCBI's taxonomy places the organism in Eukaryota, Metazoa, Chordata, Actinopteri, Salmoniformes, Salmonidae. Gene Ontology annotation, cellular component: nucleus.